Molecule: messenger RNA, 879 nt
Organism: Drosophila eugracilis
Lineage: Eukaryota; Metazoa; Arthropoda; Insecta; Diptera; Drosophilidae
Gene: Prosbeta1
Product: proteasome subunit beta type-6
Exons: 3
Coding region: 120-794 (224 amino acids)
Cellular component (GO): proteasome core complex
Molecular function (GO): threonine-type endopeptidase activity
Source: RefSeq, a predicted model, not a curated record
GUUGUCCAGCACUAAAACUGGGCUGACUUGCAGCACUGUCGAAAACAAGCCAGUCAUUUCGUGCGGCUUUUUAACAAACAGCAACUGUAAAUUGAAUUGUGACAAAUUUAAGGAUCAAGAUGCUUCCCGACUUUGACUUUACCGAUACUCCGGUCAGCACUGGCACCACCAUCAUGGCCGUGGAGUUUGAUGGCGGAGUGGUCAUUGGAGCUGACUCCCGCACCAGUUCGGGCGCAUAUGUCGCCAACCGUGUUACUGACAAGCUGACCCGCAUCACGGAUAAGGUCUACUGCUGCCGCAGUGGUUCCGCCGCCGACACCCAGGCCAUUGCCGACAUUGUGGCAUACUCUCUAAACUACCACGAGAACCAGACCAACAAAGAUGCGCUGGUCUUUGAGGCAGCCUCUGAAUUCCGAAACUACUGCUAUAGCUACCGCGAGUCCUUACUCGCCGGUAUAAUCGUGGCUGGCUGGGAUGCCCAACGUGGGGGCCAGGUGUACAGCAUUCCAUUGGGUGGCAUGCUCACACGGGAAUCGUGUACCAUCGGCGGCUCCGGCUCCAGUUUUAUCUAUGGAUUUGUAAGGGAGCACUACCGCCCCAACAUGCAGAAGGAGGACUGCGUUUCAUUCGUCAAGAAGGCUGUCCAACACGCCAUUUACCACGACGGCAGCUCAGGAGGUGUGGUUCGCAUCGGCAUCAUCACCAAGGAUGGUAUCGAACGCCGUAUCUUCUACAACACAGAAUCGGGCGCAUCCGCUGUCUCUAGUACUCCCAGCUUUGUGUCCGCAGAAUAAAUAGUAGGCAUACCCAAAUAAGAUCGAUUAGAGGCAGAGUUACAAACUCGCUUCAUGGUAAUAAACUUGGUUUUUGUAAUACGGA